ACUCUCCUCUCUGCUCCUGGUGCAUCUUCCUCCUGCUCCUGAUCAUCAUGUCUUCUUCGCUGCUGGAGGCGUCGGGCUUCUUCCUGGCGACCCUGGGCUGGGGGAUGCUGGCCAUCACCCUCUUCAACAGCUACUGGAGGGUCUCCACCGUCUCCGGGAACGUCAUCACCACCUCCACCCUCUUCGAGAACCUCUGGCAGAGCUGCGCCACCGACUCCACUGGGGUCUACAACUGCUGGGAGUUCCAGUCCUUGCUCGAGCUGCCUGCCUACCUGCAAGCCUCCCGGGCGCUCAUGAUCACUGCGUUGGUGCUGGGCUUCUUAGGAAUUCUCUGUGCCAUGCUGGGGCUGCAAUGCACCAAAGUGGCAGAAGGCAACCCUAAUGUCAAGGCAAAGAUGGCUGUUCUUGGGGGAUGUAUGUUCAUUUUGGCUGGUAUCUGUGGUAUGGUGACUAUCUCCUGGUAUGCUUUCAAUAUCACCCGUGAUUUUUUUAACCCGCUCUUUGCUGGCACAAAGUAUGAAAUUGGGCCUGCUCUGUACUUGGGCUGGAGUGCAUCGCUGCUGGUGAUAAUUGGUGGCAGUUGUCUGUUCAGUUCAUGUCGGAAGCAGUUAUCACAGGACAAGAGUUACACGUAUCCAUACAAGGCUUCCAAGAAUGCAAUGUCAGCUCCUGCAGCUUCGGUCCCCCGUCCUCGCAUAGAGUCUAAUGCCAGCAGUGGUGGAAAGUAUGGCAAGAACGCUUACGUCUGAGCCCGCGUGGGAGACAGGGGGAUAUGGUCCCCUGGAAAGACGUUAUCAGGGUACUUCUCUGGCACCCUGGAACCUGAAGGAGUUUGCUUUGGAAACAGAGAUGGCAAGGGACGAAGGAAAUCGCUGUCCUAUCUCUAGCUCAGGUCUUCGGACUUGAACUCACAAUGAUGCUAGGAACUGGACGAAGGCUCUGUUGAGUUUGACCCUAUCAUGCUGCCUUGUAUGUGGUUAUUUAUUGCCGAGGAAAACUGUCUUGUGUAUCACAAUUUUGUCCACUUUUCCCUCUGGUUGGAUGAAAUUAUCUUGCAGGGUUUUGGUAGCUCUGUGAUCAGUAGAUGGUAUUGAAAAGGAAAUGUACUGGGACUCCAUCAAAUCACAUCUUUUCCCUGAAGCAGCUCCUUCUUCACUUACUUGCAGAGGUUUUCAGAUCAAGUAAAGGACCCUUUCAGCUAAUGCAAAGAACUGGACUGAUACUUCCUUCCUAUAUUCCAGAGCUGUGAACUAGCAUUGAUCCAAGUGGUUGGGGUACCUAGCCACAAAUUUGCUUGUAUAUAUUUAAAUGACUAUUUUCCUAA
Molecule: messenger RNA, 1324 nt
Organism: Sceloporus undulatus (fence lizard)
Lineage: Eukaryota; Metazoa; Chordata; Lepidosauria; Squamata; Phrynosomatidae
Gene: CLDN15
Product: claudin 15
Exons: 5
Coding region: 48-749 (233 amino acids)
Biological process (GO): cell adhesion; bicellular tight junction assembly
Cellular component (GO): plasma membrane; bicellular tight junction
Molecular function (GO): structural molecule activity
Source: RefSeq, a predicted model, not a curated record